CGGCGCUCAGGGGAGGAGGCGGGCAUGGGGCGGCUUAAAAGCAGCUGCCGGCUGGGAAGCGGCCAGGACCAGGAAAGCUCCGCGGGACUCAGGCACCGACACCCGCAGGCGGAGCAAGGACCGCGCACAGCGAGGCAGCUACUCCUGCCCCGGGCCCCCCGCCCGUGCAUGGUGCCCGGCGCGCAGCCGGGGCUCUGGUCUGCGCGCGUGCCUGAGGCAGGUCAAAGGAUUCAAACGAGACAAUGGACUGGGGAACACUGCAGGCCAUUUUAGGAGGUGUAAACAAACACUCCACCAGUAUCGGAAAGAUCUGGCUCACCGUCAUGUUCAUUUUCCGUGUUAUGAUCCUUGUGGUGGCGGCAGAGGAAGUCUGGGGAGACGAACAAAAUGAUUUUGUCUGCAACACUCUGCAACCGGGAUGCAAAAAUGUUUGCUACGACCACUUCUUCCCCAUCUCUCACAUUCGACUAUGGGCCCUUCAGCUUAUCUUUGUCUCGACUCCUGCACUUCUCGUGGCCAUGCACGUUGCAUACAGAAGAAACGAGAAGAAAAAACAGUUCAGAAAUGGAGGGAAAACCUGCGAAUAUAAAGACAUUGAAGAAAUAAAAGCACAAAGAUAUCAUAUUCAGGGUCCCUUGUGGUGGACCUACACCAGCAGCAUAUUCUUCAGAAUGAUCUUUGAAGCCCUCUUUAUGUAUGCGUUUUACUUCAUGUAUGAUGGCUUCCAAAUGCCACGCCUAGUGAAGUGCAAUGCGUGGCCUUGCCCCAACACAGUGGACUGUUUUGUUUCUCGACCCACUGAAAAGACAGUGUUCACUAUUUUCAUGAUCGCUGUGUCUGGUAUUUGCAUUUUGUUAAACGUGGCUGAAUUCUGCUAUCUGCUGGUAAAGGUUUUCCUCAGAAAGUCUCGAAGAGCAGCAUCUCCAAGACAUCACCACAACCAUGAAACUAAAGAGGAAACUAAACAAAAUGAAAUGAAUGAGCUAAUAUCUGAUAGCUGUCACAACACAGUCUCGGGAUUUCCAAGCAGCUAAGGUGAUGCAAAUGUGAGGAGUCACUUGGUGUGGAGUGAAUAUUCCUCUUACAAAGCUACAAAUGAAAUCAGCUACAUUAAACAAUAAAGUGGGGUGAAGGUUUAAUAUGUAAUGUCAGGUGGGAAUUAAACACUUAGUUCAAAAGAGUCAAAGCAGCAUAAAAAUGUGAAAAGUAUAUAAGGAUUAAAUAGGAAACUGUCUUCAUAAGAAUAUCCUUAAGGCAACUAUGACAAGCGAAAACUCACUAGUACCUCGAGGCUAGAGUCACAGAAGGGACUUCGGAGUUAGGCAACACCUAGGGACCCUGCUGCCAGUGCAUGAGGAGAGUAUGCUGACCAAGAAGAGGAUUCUCAGAAGCCUGCAUGCUGAGUGGGGAGCUGCCUCAGCUAGCCAGACAUGAAAUGCAGAGGAAAAAGGCAGGGGUUUAGGUGCUUAAGCAUCUUUAAAGAUUUGGACCCUAACUCCAUUUGGGAUUCUUGGCCCUGAACCCUCUCCUGGAGUUAGGUGCCUAAGCCAGGUCAGACCUUUUUCAUAAUGAGAACAAUACAGAACCCAUUAUAGCCAAUUGCCCAACAGGGUUAAGGCACUCAUCUGGGACGUGGGAGACCUGUUUUGUUUUGUUUUUGUUUUUCAAAUCCCUGCUCUGCCUGAUCUCCCCUGAAAGGUGGGAGACCCGAUCAGGUAAACAUCCUCACCAGUGGGCUGUAGAUUCGAUCUCUCAUGGGCCUACUGAUUAUUUAUACAAAGGGGACCUGUUUCAAAAAGAGAGACUGAGGCCUGAUCUACACUAAAAAGUUAUGUUGACCCAGCUAUGUCGCUCAGGGGUAUGAAAAAUCCACAUAGUUAAGCUGACUUAGGGUAUGUUUUCACUACCUGCUAUCUUGGCCGGCAGCGAUCGAUCCAGCGGGGAUCGAUUUAUCACGUCUAGUCCAGACACAAUAAAUCGACCCCCCCCCCCCACGAGCGCUCUCCCGUUGACAGGGGAAUGGCAGCAGUUGAUUCACCGCGGUGAAGAUACCACAGUAAGUCAAUCUAAGUAUAUCAACUUCCGCUAUGUUAUUCACGUAGCUGAAGUUGCAUAACUUAGAUCGAUUCCCCCCUCUUCUCUUCCUUCCCCUCUCCCCUCGCCCCCCCAAGUGUAGACCAGGGCUAAAAUCCUGGUGUAGAUAGCGCUAGGUCAAUGGAAGAAUACUACUGCCUGUCAAGGAGGUCAAUUAACUACAGUGACAGGAGAUCCCCUCCUUUUGCACUAGUGUCUACACUGAAAGCGCUACAGAACGUGGACAUUUGUUGUACUUUGAAGAUGAAAAGUGCUCUAUGAAACUGAAGUGUUAACAAUAAUAGUAAUCCUGUUGGGAGAAGCAAACACCUUGUAUACCACGACUCAUCCCCAAAUACCCAAUAGCCUGGUGGCUAGGGCAUUCUUACCAGACAUGGGAGACCUGGGUUUCAGUCCCUGCUCCACCCAGAUUUAAAAACAGGUCUCUGACAUUCCAGGUGAGUGCCCUAACCACUGGUCUAUUGGGUAUUUGGAGGAGUACACACUUGCUAGCCAGGCCCCAAAAUUUCUGACUGUCUCUUGUGCGGGUUAGGCAUGCUCUGGGCGUGUUCCCCUGCCCAUCUCUCCAGAGACCAAUUUGGUAAACACCUAGUUUGAGAAUCCUGCUAUGCCUUAGGUGUAAGGUAGGGCUCCAAGCAGCUCAUUAGCUGUCAGGUGGAAAUCUAGACACCUUCAAGGUUAAGCAGUAGCUGAAUGGUGCUUUUGUGAUUGGUCAUAAGCACCUAAAGAGGCAGUAAAGCAACUGAGUCCCUUUGUGAAACUAGCCUUUUAUGCAGAUUUCAGUCCUGAAAACUUUACAUUCAAUAGCAAUAAGAACAAACUUUUUCCAGGCAAGAUAUUCUAGUAUUACAAGAUGUUUUUACUUACUUGUGAAUUCAUAACUAAGGUAUUUUUGUAAGGUCUGAAAUUCCAUGUUAUUUAGAGUGUGAUAGUGUGUGUGUGAGUAGUAUGGUUUUUUCUUUGUUUUGUUUUUACCAGAAAAGCAGAUGUAACCUCCAAUGUCAUUUUAAUAAAGUAUAUCAACUUUAAA
Chelonia mydas (Green sea turtle) is the source of this 3124-nucleotide messenger RNA. Its product is annotated as gap junction beta-6 protein. The transcript has 2 exons. Gene Ontology annotation, biological process: cell communication. Gene Ontology annotation, cellular component: connexin complex. Lineage: Eukaryota; Metazoa; Chordata; Testudines; Cheloniidae. The record is from RefSeq and is a predicted model, not a curated record. The coding region runs from base 243 to 1034 and encodes 263 amino acids.